Messenger RNA from Ziziphus jujuba (common jujube), 2469 nucleotides. RefSeq names its product serine/threonine protein phosphatase 2A 57 kDa regulatory subunit B' beta isoform. Lineage: Eukaryota; Viridiplantae; Streptophyta; Magnoliopsida; Rosales; Rhamnaceae. Bases 526 to 2028 code for a protein of 500 amino acids. The transcript has 2 exons. Gene Ontology annotation, cellular component: protein phosphatase type 2A complex. Gene Ontology annotation, biological process: signal transduction. Gene Ontology annotation, molecular function: protein phosphatase regulator activity. The record is from RefSeq and is a predicted model, not a curated record.
UUUUUUAUUUUUAUUUUUAAAAAUUUUUUUAUUCUCUUUCUUAAUUAUCUACCCUCCAAUUUCUUCGCUCUCUUCUCUCUUUCUCUCUCUGGCGUUCUGCCUCAUCGGGUUGAUCGCCGGAACUUUACCCGUCCGAUCAAACGCCGGUGUUCCGGCGGCCCGACUCAGAUGAGUUUAUGUACGGAUCUUAAAUUUCUGAGGAACUCAUUUCCAAAUUCAAGUAUGGUUCAUUUAUUCUCGAGAAUCUAAAAAUUUUUCAGAUCCAUGCCCUUUUUUUUUUUUUUUUUUCUGAUGCAAAAAAUUAGCCGGGUCAGGUAAAAAAAUAAAAAUAAAUAAAAAAGAAAGUCCCCAGAUGUUUGAUUCACCAAUCUAGGGGCUAUUAUUCCAUGCCUGAUGAUCCAUCGUUUCGCACAGUAUACACCACCACCUUAUCGCGGCCACCAGCUCCUGCUGUUCUGAUAGCCAACUCAAUAACCCCAAUCGUAGGGUUAGUUUUAGGUUUAGGGUUUGUUGCAUUUUUGAAGAAUGUUCAAGAAAAUCAUUAAAGGUGGGCAUCGAAAGCCCUCCAAGUCCGACGCUAAUGAUCCUUCGCUGUACGGAUACGGCCCGCCCGGUAAUCGCAAUUCCGGGUCCAUAUCAACAACGAAUGUGGUGGUGAACCACGCUUCUCGGGCAGGGGCCGUCGCAUCGGGGCCCAAUUCUGUUGGACCAGCUGUUCCCCCAGCUUUGGCUCCGCCUUCCGGCACGGUGGAGCCCCUCCCUUUGUUCCGAGACGUGCCGGUGACUGAGCGCCAGACUUUGUUUCUCAAAAAGUUGCAGAUUUGCUGCGUUCAGUUAGAUUUCUCGGAUACCCUUAAGUCCGCUAGAGAGAAGGAAAUCAAGCGCCAGACCCUCAUGGAAUUGGUUGAUUUUAUCCAAUCCGGGUCGGGCAAGAUCACCGAGACUUGUCAAGAGGAGAUGAUUAGGAUGAUUUCGGUGAACAUAUUCCGGUGCUUGCCACCGGCUUCCCACGAAAAUACCGGCCAAGAUAAUGCCGAUCCCGACGAGGAGGAGCCUUAUUUGGAACCCUCAUGGCCGCAUUUGCAGCUCGUCUACGAGUUGCUUCUUAGAUAUGUUGUCUCAUCCGAUACCGAUACCAAGGUUGCCAAGCGGUAUAUUGAUCACUCUUUUGUUUUGAAACUGUUGGAUUUGUUUGAUUCUGAGGAUCCACGCGAGCGAGAGUACUUGAAGACGAUUCUUCAUCGUAUAUAUGGAAAGUUUAUGGUGCACCGCCCGUUUAUUAGGAAGGCAAUUAAUAACAUUUUCUAUCGGUUUAUAUAUGAGACCGAAAGGCAUAGUGGUAUCGCAGAGCUUUUGGAGAUUCUUGGGAGUAUUAUUAAUGGGUUUGCCCUGCCGAUGAAAGAGGAGCAUAAGUUGUUUCUUGUUCGGGCUCUCAUACCAUUGCAUAAGCCUAAGUCCAUAACUAUAUAUCAUCAGCAGCUCUCUUACUGCAUUACCCAGUUUGUCGAAAAGGAUUACAAGCUGGCAGAUAUAGUUAUAAGGGGUCUGUUGAAAUAUUGGCCGGUUACCAAUUGUCAGAAGGAAGUUCUUUUCCUUGGAGAACUUGAAGAAGUUCUAGAGGCUACACAAGCUGCGGAAUUUCAGCGCUGCAUGGUUCCUCUAUUCAGACAGAUUGCCCGCUGUCUCAAUAGCUCUCACUUUCAGGUUGCAGAACGAGCCCUGUUUUUCUGGAAUAAUGAACACAUUGUGAGCUUGAUUGCUCAGAAUCGGAAUAUCAUAUUACCAAUUAUUUUUGAGGCGUUGGAGAAGAAUAUCCAGAGUCACUGGAACCAGGCGGUUCAUGGGCUAACCAUCAAUAUUCGGAAGAUGUUUUUGGAAAUGGAUGUCGAGUUGUUCGAAGAGUGCCAAAGAGAGCAUGCAGAGAGAGAAGCGAAGGCUAGAGAGGUGGAAGAACAGCGAGAGUUGACAUGGAAGAAACUGGCAGAUGCUGCAGCACAAAGGGAGGGGGAUGAUAUGGUUACGGUUUGACCGAAUCCUUCAUGGUCAUGAAUGACAAAUGGAGCUGGAAGUCGUUGCUCCUCCCAUUUUGAUGGUAUUCUUUUUUCAUUUUUUUUUUUCUUUUCAUUUGUUUUUUUUUUUUUAGUUUUCUUUCUUGUCUUUAUAUUUUUUUGAUCUCAAUCCGGUCAUUGAAGAUAUUGGAGAAAAGCAGCUAUAAAUGUAAUUUAUAAUGUACCAAAAUUUCUUAGAAACAUGCUGCAGAUUAAGAAUGAUUGGUGAAAAUAUAUAUUGUAUUAAUCUCCCUCUUUUGUUCCCAAAAAGAAAAAAAGGAAAAAAAAAAAAAAAAAAGGAAGAAGAAGAAAAAGAAAAAAGAAGUAUUGAAAAACAUUUUGGUUUGUACGUACUUGAACUGGACUCGUAUUAAUUUGGUGAAAUCAUUCAUAUUCAGCAUUUGGGGAAUUUAAUUUGCUA